AUGUUGUCGUGGACCCCACUCGUCGUACUUGCGCUCCUCGCCUUGGUGCCCUCUGCCCACGCAUAUUGGAUUCUUGGCCACCACAACCUCGUCUCACAGCGCCUCGACCCCAUCAUCGCCCCCAAUGGCAUCUCAGGUCACACGCACGCCUUUGUCGGCUCAGCUGCCAUUCAACCCGGUCAAGACGUCAACACGAUGUGCACCACCAGCCCCGUCAAGGCCGACCUCAGCAAGUACUGGGCGCCUCAGCUCUACUACUACAACGGUGACACACGCAAGUUUGCGUCCAUCAACCUCGGCACCGUCAACACCUACUAUCUCAACCGCGGCGGUCCCAAGAUGGGCGAGGACUCUACAUCGCUCCAGCCGUUCCCCAAGGGUCUCAAGAUGAUUGCUGGCUCAGCCAUGCUCUUUGACGCACCCAACUCUGACCCCAUCAAGGCCAAGGCCGUCAGCUUCGUCUGCCUCGGCGGCAACAACCCUCAGACCACGACGCUGCCCACUGGCGUGUGCUCCGGCGGUAUGCGCGCUCAGAUCGUCUUCCCUUCGUGCUGGAACGGCAAGGACCUCGACUCGGACGACCAUCAGUCGCACGUCGCCUACCCCAUUGGUGGCCAGGCCGACACGGGUGACUGCCCCUCAACGCACCCCAUCAAGUUCAUGACCCUGUUCUACGAGUUCAUCUACGACACUGGAUCGCUCCAGGGCAGCGUCACAAAGGGCAAUUCGAGCAGCGGCUUUGUUCUCGCAAACGGAGACGCCAUCGGCUACUCUUUCCACGCAGACUUCGUCAGCGACUGGGAUACGACGGUGCUCAAGGCUGCCAUUGACGAGUGCGAUGGCGAGCUUGGCGGCAACAUUCGCCAGUGUGCUCCCUUUGUUCCCUCGAUCCAUGAAGAGACGACGACGCCCAACAGCGCAGACCCGGCAGCCGGCUACUGCCGUACGGGCGCUGCCGUCAAUGAGGUCGUCCUCGGUAGCAACUUUGAUGCUCUUCCAGGUUGCCAGACGGUUAAAAACGGUCCUUUCAAGGGCGCUGGCGCUGGCUGCACGGCCAGCAGCCCUACGACGACGGCCACGCCCAACAACUCGACGCCCGCCGACGCCGCCUACCGGGGCUGCUACCAGGAGCCCACGAACGCACGAGCCCUCGUCAACAAGGUCAGCUACAAGGGUCAGAUGAGCACGAGCGUCUGCCGCGCCGCCUGCUCCGCUGCUGGCUUCUCCGUCGCCGGCAUGGAGUACGGCCAAGAGUGCUGGUGCGACAACUCCAUGACCUCUGGUGCCAAGAAGGUCUCUGACGACUUCUGCAACAUGGCUUGCCCCGGCAACUCGACGGAGACGUGCGGUGGUAGCAGCUUGCUCUCCGUCUACUCUAUCAAGGCCGUGACAACUACGGCUGCUACUUCCAUCCCGCCUACCGCUGGCACGUCGAGCUACCAGGGCUGCUACCAGGAGCUCAGCGGCGGGCGAGCUCUUUCCAAGGCCUCGUACUCGAACAGCACCAACACGCCCACUCAGUGUGCCGCCUUCUGCGCAUCCAAGGGUCUGCAGUUCUCGGCCACUCAGUACUCGUCCGAGUGCUAUUGCGGCGCAUCGAUUUCGACUGCCAAGCUGGCCGACUCGCAGUGCAGCAUGUUGUGCUCGGGCGACAAGACGAGCUUCUGCGGUGCCGCGAGCCGAUUGCAGGUCUACAAGGACAACGCCUGGAAGCAGAGCCAAUUCACCGUCAUGCAGCAGGGACAAUGGAACUUCACCGACUGCGCCGUCGACUCGCCAAGUGCGCGCACUCUGCCGACGGGCAUCUCGAACCCGGCCAACACGGUAGCGGGUUGCCUCGCUGGGUGCCAGGCAAAGAAGAUGACCUUCUGCGGCGUCGAGUACGGUGGGGAGUGCUGGGGCGCAACGAAGCUGCCUACGGGCUUCAAGGCAAGCAAUGCGGAGCCCGUGGCGCGCGGCUGCUCGAUGCCUUGCAACGGCAAUUCGACGCUCUACUGUGGUGGAUCCAGUCGCAUGAACCUGUACACCUUCUUCUCCAAUGCCUCGCCGACGAGGCCGACUGUGCUGGCGUAG
This is a messenger RNA of Jaminaea rosea, 2073 nucleotides long. RefSeq names its product WSC-domain-containing protein. Bases 1 to 2073 code for a protein of 690 amino acids. The record is from RefSeq and is a predicted model, not a curated record. Lineage: Eukaryota; Fungi; Basidiomycota; Exobasidiomycetes; Microstromatales. The transcript has a single exon.